This is a messenger RNA of Brassica oleracea var. oleracea, 3343 nucleotides long. RefSeq names its product pentatricopeptide repeat-containing protein At4g01030, mitochondrial. Gene Ontology annotation, molecular function: protein binding; RNA binding; zinc ion binding. Gene Ontology annotation, biological process: RNA modification. The transcript has a single exon. The coding region runs from base 11 to 2836 and encodes 941 amino acids. Lineage: Eukaryota; Viridiplantae; Streptophyta; Magnoliopsida; Brassicales; Brassicaceae. The record is from RefSeq and is a predicted model, not a curated record.
GUGUGUUCCAAUGGAGAAUCUCUCUGCAACUCUCCGCCAUUGUCACACUUCCUUCUCUCUUCGCAAACCAAACCGUAGAUAUCUUAUAAACCCACUUAAGUAUAAUCAUUCUUCGACUUGCUUUUCUCUGGACAUCAAGCAUGCGUUGUCGUCGGAGUCUAUACCAACCUCUGUUUCUCUGGCCUUAUCGUCUUCAAGCUCGGAACUUUAUCCCCUAACGGAGCUUAAAAAUUGCGAUGAUUUGGCUUCUGUUAAAGCUGUUCAUGCUCGGGUGAUGAAGAUGUUCGAUCGAUUCGACUUGGAGAGCUUGAUCUCUCGUUACCUUGAAUUCGGAGAAUUAGGGUACGCUUGUGCUAUCUUCUUCAUGGGUUUCCCUCGGAAUCAAGUUUCAUGGAUGGGUUUCUUGGAGGAAGUCGAGAGCUUCGGGUUAGAGAGGCAUAGGGUCUUAGAGGAGUUUGUUCAGCUACAGAGCAAAGGAGUAAACUUUGAUGAAGUAGUUCUCGCUAUGGUGUUAAGAAUCUGUUCCGUUUUGAUGAAUGAGCUUCUGGGUUUUACUAUUCAUGGAGGUUUGAUCAAGAGAGGGGCUGUUAGAUCAGACACACGAGUGGUUUCUGCGUUGAUGGGUUUUUACGGAAGAUGUGUGAGUUCGGAUAUCGCCAACAAGGUGUUCGACGAAAUGCCUGAAAGAGAUGAUCUUGCGUGGAACGAGAUUAUGAUGGUGAACUUGAGGAGUGGGGAGUGGGAGAAGGCUGUGGAGCUGUUUAGAGAGAUGCAGUUUUGUGCUGCAAAGGUUUACGAUAGAACGAUGGUUAAGCUUUUGCAAGUUUGUAGUAGUAAAGGAAGGUUAGAAGAAGGGAGACAGAUUCAUGGGUAUGUUCUGAGACUUGGGUUUGAAGCAAACGUCUCGGUGUGUAACUCCUUGAUCGUCAUGUACUCAAGGAACGGCGAGGUUGAAUCAUCCAGGAAGGUUUUCGAUUCGAUGAAAGACAGGGAUUUAUCUUCAUGGAACUCGAUUAUAUCAAGUUAUACUGCAUUAGGGUAUGUUGAUGAUGCUAUGGCACUCCUGGAGGAGAUGGAGAGAUGUGGUUUUAAACCAGAUAUAGUGACAUGGAAUUCUCUUUUGUCAGGCCAAGGCUUAUACAGAAGCGCCAUCGCUAUAUUGAAGAGAAUGCAAGUUUCUGGUCUGAAGCCAAACUCCACCUCCAUAACUAGUCUUCUUCAAGCCGUUGCUGAACCGGGGCUUCUUAGUCUCGGGAAAGCAAUUCACGGAUAUGUAAUAAGAAACCAGCUUUGCUACGAUGUAUAUGUAGAAACCACAUUGAUCGACAUGUAUGUUAAAACCGGCUGCUUGCCUUACGCCAAGUUGUUUUUUGAUACAAUGGAUGAGAAGAAGAACGUUGUUGCUUGGAACUCACUCAUCUCUGGACUCUCGUACGCCGGUUUGGUACAAGAUGCUGAAGGUUUGAUGAGUAAAAUGGAGAAGGAAGGUGGGAUCAAACCCGAUGCUGUCACAUGGAACAGUCUGGUUUAUGGGUAUGCGUCUUGUGGAAAAACAGAGAAAGCUUUGGAUGUAAUAGAGAAGAUGAAAAGAAACAAGGUUGAGCCUAAUGUGGUUUCAUGGACUGCUAUUUUAUCAGGAUGUUCCAAGAAUGGAAACUUCAGGAAUGCUCUGAAAGUCUUCAUUAACAUGCAGGAAGAAGGUGUUUUUCCAAACUCAGCUACCGUAUCCACCUUGCUUAAGGUAUUAGGCUGCUUGAGUCUAUUACACAGUGGCAAAGAGGUUCACUGUUUCUGCUUAAAGAACAAUUUGAUCAGCGAUGCAUAUGUUGCAACUGCACUUGUGGAUAUGUACACAAGAUCAGGGGACCUGAGAAGCGCGUCUGUGCUUUUCUGGGGGAUUGAGAACAAACCGCUAGCUUCUUGGAACUGUAUGAUCAUGGGACAUGCCAUGUUUGGCCAAGGCCAAGAAGGGAUUGCUGUUUUCAAUAAGAUGCUUGAAGCAGGCGUGGAGCCAGAUGCUAUCACGUUCACCUCCGUCUUGUCCCUCUGUAAGAACUCAGGUCUUGUCCGAGAAGGGUGGGAAUACUUUGAUCUUAUGAGGUCUCGUUAUGGUGUUACACCGAGUAUCGAACACUGUUCUUGCAUGGUGGAUAUGCUUGGGAGGUCUGGUUAUCUUGAUGAAGCCUGGGACUUUAUUCAGACAAUGCCAAUGAAACCUGAUGCUACUAUCUGGGGUGCGUUUCUUUCGUCUUGUAAGAUCCACAGAGACGUGGAGCUAGCGGAAGUCGCUUGGAAGAGGCUGCAAGUGAUGGAACCGCACAACUCAGCUAACUACAUGAUGAUGAUAAGCUUGUACAGUAGUUUGAAUAGAUGGGAAGAUGUUGAACACAUAAGGGACUCGAUGAGGAGUCAACGAGUGAGAGUUCAGGAUCUCUGGAGCUGGAUUCAGAUCGAUCAAAGGGUUCACGUCUUCUAUGCAGAAGGGGAAGCACAUCCUGAUGAAGGAGAGAUAUACUUUGAGCUUUACAGAUUAGUCUCUGAGAUGAAGAGAUCAGGUUACGUGCCAGACACAAGCUGUAUACACCAAAACGAAAGCGAAGCGGAGAAAGAGAAGUUGCUAUUGGGACAUACAGAGAAGCUAGCAAUGACCUACGGUCUCAUCAGAAAGAAAGGGUCAGAUCCUAUAAGAGUGGUCAAGAACACGAGCAUAUGUUCUGAUUGCCACACCGUAGCAAAGUACAUAACAGUUUUGAGAAACCGUGAGAUUGUCUUACAAGAAGGGUCACGGAUUCACCGUUUCAGAGAUGGACAAUGUUCCUGUAAUGACUCCUGGUGAUAGUAUACAUCCUAAGUAUCUCUGGUUUGUUCUUACAAUGGUGCAUAAUAAAUACACAGACACUGUCCAACAAACACCACAGGCUCAUGAUUGCCAUAUGGAGCUGAUCUAAACAUGGCAGUGUGACCACAAGUGCUUGUGUUUCUUAAUGGAAGAUUCUACUAAACACACGUCAAGCUAUAUAUCUCUUGAGCUGCCAAUCUUUCAGAGACACAAGCCAAGGAUUUCAUGUUACACUUGAUGAGAGAUUCCACGAAGUAACAUGUGUCAUCUCUGGUGUUACCUUGAGGAACAUCCACAACGAAAGAUUCAAUGACCAUAGUUCCUGAGCUUCCAUUGAUCAUCUCCGGAUGUACAGUCAAGAUCGAAGAGUAGUUCUGCAAAAAGAGAAUCAUUCAUUUAUAAACAUUUUCAUCUGUAAAGAAGCUAUGAUGAGAUUUUGAGAUGUUGUUGUUCUAAUCUCUCGGUGCUGGUUGUCGCAGGAAGACCAGAUUUGACGUUUACUUC